AUGUCCCUAAGAGACGACUUAAUGAAGUCCAGACGGCCUCGGGGGAACCGCUUCGGCAGGCAAACUCGCAAGAUACUACUCUUGCUCGUGGGAUGUGUAGCGGCGUUUUUGUUCCUGCGCAAAGUCGUUGAGUCCUCCUCGCCAGCCUCAUUCCUACAGAUAGCGCCAUUAUCACGAUACCCCGUCGGCGGAACAUUCCCCAAGAAGAUCUGGCAGUCAUGGAAAGUCGAUCCAACGCGGUUUGAGGACAGAGAUGCUGAGCGGGCAAGGACAUGGACGGUCAAGAACCCAGCCUACCGGUAUGAGGUCCUCACAGACGACAACGCCAUGUCCUGGGUGGAAGAACACUAUGGUCCAACCGGCUUGAACAGACCAGACAUUGUCAGCACGUUCAUGGCCCUCGAGAAUAUCAGAAUCAUCCAAUCCGACCUGCUACGCUAUCUGAUCAUGUACGCCGUAGGAGGAGUCUAUGCAGAUAUCGACGUUGAAGCACUCAGGUCUAUCGACCAUUUCAUCCCCAAACGGGUCGACCAACUCGAAAUCGAUAUGCUCAUCGGGGUCGAGACGGAUGAGCCCCGUCUCAAAGACCAUCCUAUCCUAGGGUCUAAGUCGCAGUCCUUCUGCCAGUGGACAUUCAUGUGCAAGGCUCGAGUUCCUGUUAUGAUGAAAUUGAUCGAUCAUAUCCUCGACUGGAUUAAUGACCUCGCCCGGAAACAAAAUAAGCCUAUCUCCGAGGUCAAGCUCGACUUUGACGAAGUCCUAAGUGGCACGGGCCCUUCUGCAUUCACCAACGCCAUCCUGGAAUACAUGUCUGAGCUGACACGGACAAAAAUCACCUGGGAUAAUUUCCACAACCUGGAAGAGUCCACAGUUGUGGGGCGAGUUUUGGUCCUCCCAGCGGAGGCCAUGGCCGCUGGGACUGGACACUCGGAUUCAGGAAACCACGGCGGCAGAGCGGCGCUUGUCAAACAUCAUUUCCAUGCCUCCUCGUGGACGGAUGCUCAUCCUCGUUACAAGCACCCGAUCUACGGCGAGGUCGAGAACUGCAAUUGGAACGUUGACUGCGUGACGCUUUGGGACACGAACACGGCUUUUUUCUCUUCUCUUCCCGAGGAGGUGCAAUUGAAGAUGAUUGAAAUCAAAAAACUUGACGACGCUCAAAGGCCCAAGGAUCCGGCAGUCCAGGCAGCCAAAGCGGUGCCAGCGCCGAACAUCGGCCCUCCAGCUGGACAACCUCCCACAGAGCCCAUUGCAUUGCAAGACCUUGCACCAGGUGACAAAGAUCAGCUUGCCGCAGAAUUGUCAGAGACUGAUUCGAGAACUUUUGAAAAGUUGGGCCAAGGCAAGGCAGGCCAUGAAAAGCCAGCCCAAGGCAAAUCGAGCCACGGCAAAGCAGACCAGGAGAAUUCGAAUCAGGACAAGCCAGCCCAGGGCAAACAGGAUCAGGGCAAGAACGGCCUAAGGAGCUAG
Messenger RNA from Exophiala aquamarina CBS 119918, 1470 nucleotides. RefSeq lists its product as uncharacterized. The record is from RefSeq and is a predicted model, not a curated record. Gene Ontology annotation, biological process: protein N-linked glycosylation. Gene Ontology annotation, molecular function: alpha-1,6-mannosyltransferase activity. NCBI's taxonomy places the organism in Eukaryota, Fungi, Ascomycota, Eurotiomycetes, Chaetothyriales, Herpotrichiellaceae. The transcript has a single exon. Gene Ontology annotation, cellular component: mannan polymerase complex. The coding region runs from base 1 to 1470 and encodes 489 amino acids.